GUUACAUUUAUCAAGCUGCUUUGCUGCUGAAGCUGCAUAGCAAGAGUGAAAUUAACAAGUUUUCAACAAUGAAAAGACCAACGGAAACGUUCAGCAGCCAAGAAGUGAAGUGUCAACCCACUUGUGGACAUACUUGCUCAGCGAGUGGAAAGAUCCAAAGACACUCUGCCAGAAUGAAUUCAGGAGGAAAUAUGACCUGCCGUCUUGGGAACAGUGAAGUUGCGAACGUGUUGGUGAUAAUUUUCCUGACUAUCGAGACUCUGGUGGGACUGCCAGGCAGCAUCCUGGCGCUGUGGAUCUUCUGUCGCCGUAUGAGGUUCUGGAAAUCCCACGUCACCUUCCUCUUCAACCUCUGUCUGGCCGACUUCCUGCUCUUCCUCAGCGUGCCCUUCCGCAUCGACACCCACUUCCGAGGCGACGACUGGCAGUUUGGGUCGGUUUGGUGCCGCAUUAACCUGUACAUGCUGUCCGUCAAUCGAUCUGCCAGCAUUUCGUUCAUGACGGCCGUGGCAAUCGACCGCUACCUGAAGGUGGUCCAUCCGCAUCACCCCAUCAGUCGACUGACCUCCACUCUGGCACACAAGCUGUCAGCGCUGAUAUGGCUCAUUGUGAUUUUGUAUCGUAUUCCGUUGUUGACGAUCGACCUCCUCCAUCCGGUGGGAAAGAAGAAAAUGUGUCGCAGCUUCCACUCCUAUGAAGUCCUCCCUACGGCAAUAAAAAUGCACUAUGUAGCCUACAUCCUAGAGUUCUUCCUGCCUUUGUUUUUACUCAUUUUCUGCUCUGUGAAGAUCGCCUGCCAACUACGAAGGGUUCAAAUGGAGAAAGCGAGAGCGCAGCGCGCCAUCCGAGCUGUAAUGGUCAUCAAUAUGGUGUUCAUCCUCUGCUUCAUGCCAGGCGUCAUCACAGGCCUGGUGGGGCACUACAUAAAGAUGUUCCACCCAGAAGAAUGUGAAACCUACAAGUUAUGGAUCAAUCUCUUCAUGGUGAGCAUUGGCUUCACCUACCUCAACAGCGCCUUGGACCCCGUCAUCUAUUUCUUCUCCAGCUCUGUUUUUCAUGACAUUCUGAAGAACUCCUUCAAAUGCAAGAGAAAUAUCAGCGAAGACAGCACCUUAUAACCGCUGACAGCCAUAUUCCACGGAAACAACAGAUUUCUUCUUCUUCGUGGGAUUUCAGAUCUACAUGCAGCAUGGAUACCUAAGAGCCACUUUUACUCACAACUUACCCAUAAAAAAUACUUAAUUUAACAUGGCAGAACAGAACAAAUCCAGCAGAUUUCUACCAGACCAGACCAGAACUUUUUCUUUAGUGCUGAUGUUUUACAGUGCGUCAUUGAUUGGUGUCUUCCAAGCGUCUCAAUGCACUAUAAAACAUAUUAGUUGUUGUAAUUCUCGGGAAGAAUGUUAUCAGCAGUACAGACUGCUGAUAAACUGUUGAUGAUCUUGUAAUAGUACAAUGCAUAAAAUCUGCAUUUACUUUUGUAAUUAGUGGUAUUUUAGUAAAAGCAUAGCUGGUAUUUUUAAGGUGGAAUGAUGAGUAGUUGGUAGGUAACAACUUUUACCUGCUAAGACGGGAUGAAUUAAAAGUAGUUCUGAUUGUUCUGGUGUGCUAAUUUAGCAGAGUAUAUAUUUAUGAAUUUCCCACCUUUUUGCUGGACAAUUUCUUCAACAAAACUAUUAAUGCUGAGAAUCUCUGUUGCUAAUUCUAAGGAGAAAUUCUCAGAAAACCAUUCAAUAUUGUUUUAUUUUUACUCUGUAUUUGUAAAAGUUCAAACUUUAGUCUGAUGCUUGAUUUUCCUGAAGAUUUGACGUAUUUUUCUAAAUAACCAAAUUAUUUGUUUCUACAUAUUUUGAAGCGAGUGACUUACUGUCAACAUAUUUUAAUAAGAAAUUAACCAAUAAAAAUGACGGCUGAUCCACAAAAGAACAUUUGCUGAAGUUUAAAAAACUGCAGAACUAAGACGGUUUGUGUCACAGCUUGUCACACUGUGUUAAUAAACUAAAAGAUGUUGAUCUCAAUGCUGCAAUUUUUAUAAUACAUGAUUUGCUUUUCCCUUGAAAGUUUCCACAUAAAUUUGAUGAGACAUGCAAUUCAAGGAAAUGUUGCUAAAGGGAGACCAACUCCGAGACACCUUUUAAAAUGAAACAACUUUUAUAAUUUUAAGCUAAAAUUUUAUUUUUCUAAAUUUUUAACCCACUGACACAUUUGGAUAAGACAAUUAUUUCAUAAAUGUUUAUACUUCUAAACAGGAAGGCCAUAAUAGUUUAAUCACCUUACCUCUUUUUUCAAUUGAAACACAUGCUAAGCUACAUGUGCUAAUAAACUUGUUAACUUCUCACCAUAUUUGACCAGAGAACUGUCUAAUACAAUAGUAAUUACAUAUAUAACAAUAGAAGUAUAUUAAGAUUUCUGCAUUCCCUAUUUUUUUAUCGCUAGAUUUCUAGUUUGUGUAAAGAGCUAAUUGUUACAGGAGACAUGCUAACACUGUCUUUAAUGUAAAUAACCAUAAAAAUAUUAUUAAAAUAACUGCAUAAAGCAAGCAUGACUGUGGUUUAAAUAUCUAUCAAGCAGUGUACAGAUGAACCACAAUGAAAACUUUUCUGAAAAUUGAGGAGUUUUUGUCUUAUUAAGAUCAUUAAAAACUACAGUGACGGUGCGGUGCCUCCAUCCUGGUUGUCGGAACAAUCUGAUCUUAUUUCUCUGUAUCCAAGGGUAUUAAAAGAGUUGUUUAUCGCAGGUGAUAUUCUGACUACUCAGUAACUACAAGUCUUCUUUAUAUGGCCUGUCAAAAAUUAAAAAUACAACAAAGAUCCUACAAACAUGACCAGAGUAGCAAAGCUACAUGCUAGCUUUUCAUUGGCUAAUGCUAGCUAGACUUUUUUCCAGUUGCUUUUCUUUUCCUUUAGUUUUUCUACUUCUGUUUGUUAAAUAGUUUACUGUACUAUUUUAGUUGACUGAAAUUUGUGGAACAAUUUUUUAAAAUGUCUUCAAUCUCAAAUAAAACUAAUAUAUUUUCAGAGAGUAUCACAUUACAGAAAUAUGACAAAGUAUUAGGACCAUACAAAUAAUAAUAAAAAUUAAAUUACAAGAAUAAAGUCAUAAAAUUA
Molecule: messenger RNA, 3107 nt
Organism: Gambusia affinis (western mosquitofish)
Lineage: Eukaryota; Metazoa; Chordata; Actinopteri; Cyprinodontiformes; Poeciliidae
Gene: hcar1-3
Product: hydroxycarboxylic acid receptor 1-3
Exons: 3
Coding region: 69-1118 (349 amino acids)
Biological process (GO): G protein-coupled receptor signaling pathway
Cellular component (GO): membrane
Molecular function (GO): G protein-coupled receptor activity
Source: RefSeq, a predicted model, not a curated record